AUGGAAGAGGAAAGUAAUAAUGAAGUUAAUGCUAGUGGUAAUUGUGUCCAGGAAGAUGCAUCUCCUAUGUCAUUAAAUAAAGAAGGAAGCCAAUCCAUGAAAGGUCAAAAUAAGAGGAAAAGAGAUGCAAGCUCAAGUGAUGAAGAGAAGAUUGUGAUUGUAUUGGAGAAAUUGUUUGAAGCAUCUUGGAAAAAAGAUGCAAAUCGUGACUGA
Messenger RNA from Prunus armeniaca (apricot), 213 nucleotides. NCBI's taxonomy places the organism in Eukaryota, Viridiplantae, Streptophyta, Magnoliopsida, Rosales, Rosaceae. The record is from the annotation of a GenBank genome assembly.